Fusarium venenatum is the source of this 1242-nucleotide messenger RNA. Its product is annotated as carbon-nitrogen hydrolase. Lineage: Eukaryota; Fungi; Ascomycota; Sordariomycetes; Hypocreales; Nectriaceae. The record is from RefSeq and is a predicted model, not a curated record. Gene Ontology annotation, molecular function: catalytic activity.
AUGGCGGCAGCUGGUCACAUCCGUCUUGGCUCUGCCUCCCCCGGCACCGCAUCUUCCACGGCAGAGACAAUAGCCCUCAUCGACACCCUCGCACAGCGCGCCGCAUCCGAGCACAUUGACAUUCUCCUCCUUCCUGAGGCCUUCAUAGGCGGCUAUCCUCGAGGCAGCUAUUUCGGCUGUAGAAUCGGCGAUCGCAGCGCCGCUGGUCGCGACGAGUUUGCUCGCUACUUUGACCAGGCCAUUGACCUGGGCGAUACCGUGGGACCAGGUGGUGGCGGCGCGGGCAUCAAAUGGGUCAAGAGGCAGAUUGGCGAGGAAGAUGAAGUUCGUGGUGAUGGUUCGCGCGAGGAAUUAGAGCGCAUUGCCAGGGAUACAGGUGUCUUUGUAGUCGUGGGAUGCAUCGAGAAAACGGGUGGUAGCCUGUACUGCUCUGUUGUAUAUGUUUGUCCCAAUGAGGGUAUGCUAGGAAAGCGUCGCAAAGUCCUCCCCACCGGCACUGAACGUCUCAUCUGGGCACAAGGCUCACCGAGCACCCUCCGCGCCGUGACAACCGUCAUUCGAGGCAUUCGCAUCAAUCUCGCCGCUGCCAUCUGCUGGGAGAGCUACAUGCCCCUUCUCCGACAGAGUCUCUACUCUCAAAAUAUCAACCUGUAUCUUGCCCCCACGGCUGACUUUCGCGAUGCCUGGCUGGGUCUUGCGCGCACUAUCGGUGUUGAGGGCCGUUGUUUCGUUGUCUGCAGCAACAUGUGCGUUCCCAAAGAUGCGUCCGCUGAGACGAAUGGUAACGGCAACGGUCCCGUCGUGCGAGAACGUCGUGGCUCGUGUCUCACGGAAGAGGGUUUUGAAAUCGCCCUUCCCAAAUCCCCCACUCGUCAACGCCGUCGUAGAAAGUCUGUCUUUGACGAAGAUGGAAAUGAGAUUGUUCUCGGAUGCGAAGACGACGGCGAAGCUCCUCCUCCUCCUCCUGCUACACGACCACAAGUCGCCGCUCCAAAGACAUCAGAGAGUAUCUUUGACAAAUCUGACUACAUCUCGCCUGGUGGCUCGUCAAUCGUAUCGCCGUUCGGAGAUGUCCUUGCUGGACCUCAGUGGGGUGACUCUGACGGUUUGAUCUUUGCUGAUGUGGAUUUCCGCGAUUGUAUCAGAGGUCGUUUGGAUCUUGACACUGCGGGAAGUUACUCUCGAAAUGAUGCAUUCCGUUUCAGCGUUGAAGGGUUGAAUCUGGAUCCUCUGCCUUACUGA